AAAAAAAAGAGACCUAAAAAAGCAAACCCAGCCGAAAAACCCUCUGAACAAUCCAAUAAAGGCUUGCUUGGCCGCGAGUUGCGUAAUACAAAAGCGAAAAAGAAAAAAAAAAAAAAAAAACUCCAGCAUUUUCUUUUCCUUCAACCAACCCACCAUUUUCAUUCCACUUGGAUGGCGACUCAAGUCAGCUCAGAUGGAAAACCGGGACGUGUUGACAAGAGCCCCCAUAAACCGACCGUAACACAUGAUACCAACGGACUUACCACACCAGUGUCUCCGCCUUAUCCUCCAUAUGGCAGCGCCUACAUGGACUCUAAUCAACUUUCGUAUGAUCGUCAGCCACCUCCACCGCAUCAUCACCACCCUAACGCCCCAGCCGGCUUUGACUUGAGCGAUCCUAGUACUUAUACUUAUGUGUAUCCUCUCAGUCCCCAGUUCUCUAUUCAGUAUUAUCCGGAUUUUUCGGCAGGUUAUCAGAGCUACCCUGGUUCGCCCGCAAUACAUCCUCAAUCGCCGCCUGUCAAUCCGACCAGUCCGCCGUUCAGUCCUACGUUUCAAUAUCAGCAAGGUGGGAUCACAUUAUCACCACCAACUCAUGCCUAUGUUCUUCCCCAUCCUGCGGGUCACAACUUUCCGCCGUUGCAUAUUUCCUCACCUAUUCUAUCCGGCACCACCUCUAUUCCUGGGUCGCCUCCGCAUCAAUACAUCCAGCCUUUACCCGGUUCUUUCCAUGAUCGUUCAGGCUCGUAUCCUCCAUUCCAUGAUCCUCCCACGCAAUACCAUCCGCAAAAUAUUUACGUACGUGGACUCUCUUCUACGACCACCGAUGAAUCAUUCUUGGAAUUGUGUCAAGUAUAUGGAAAAAUUAUUUCGUCCAAAGCGAUUAUAGAUCAAAAGACGGGAGAAUGCAAAGGUUAUGGAUUCGCCAUGUAUGAACGAGAGGAAGAUUGUCAUCACGCUAUUGAUGGUCUGAACAAAACAGGUUUGCAAGCCUCUUUUGCCAAAGUUGGACAGGAAUCCUUCAGCUCUCGACUCAGAAGUUUGCAAGAUGAAACAUCCACUAAUAUUUACAUCUCCAAUUUGCCACUCAAUAUGAGUGAACAGAUGCUUGAAGAAUUAUUCCAACCAUUUCAAACUGUUUCAAAUCGCAUUUUACGCGAUCCACAAUCCGGUCUUAGUCGAGGUGUAGGAUUUGCCAGAAUGGCCGAUCGCCAGUCAGCUCUUGCUAUUAUUGAGCGAUUCAAUGGUCAUACGGUGGUUGGAUCUUCGGCUCCUUUGCAGGUCCGCUUCGCCGAUUCGGCAGCUCAGAAAAAAUUGAAGAAUCUCACAGCACGCAAACGGAUGGUGAGACCUCGUGAUUUUCAACCCAUGGCAAGUUUCUCAGCCAUGCCAAUGAUGCCAAUCACACCCGAGACGAUGCUGGGCAUCGCCCCUUCUCCCAUGCCAGCCGUCUAUCAAACGCUACCAUCUCAACCGUUGCCCGGUGUCUCUUACGCCCAAACACCUGCGUCCAUGGCCAAGGCGGCUGAUUUACCUGAAUCUUCUACCACUGGCACCAUGGACGAUUUAACUAACGAAUUACAGCAAAUGCAUGUAUCUUCCUCCGCUGGCAACGACGUCGAUACGACAUCGUCGAAAUGAUAAAAAAAAAGGAACCCCUCCUUGAAGAAAGAAGAAGAAGAAACCAGUGUCAUUUUUGAAUUAUUUUUUUCACAUCUUUAUUUCUUACUCUUCUUCUCAUGAAUUACUUUUUUUUUCGUUUUGCUUUGUUUUGUUUGUUGAGACAUUAUACAUACGACACAUUUGACUCAACCCACUCACGUGAAUUUUGGAUCUCUCUGGCGAGUUUUGGGCAAUUAACCUUGUAUUUUUAUUCAUUCAAUUGUGCCUGGAGAUUUGUUAUUGAAGAGAUGAAUAGAAAACAGUAGAAAAACCACACAACUAGUCAACCAGAAAGAUUUAUAAACAUGACCAAAGUUUACCAAACCCGACC
Molecule: messenger RNA, 1993 nt
Organism: Radiomyces spectabilis
Lineage: Eukaryota; Fungi; Mucoromycota; Mucoromycetes; Mucorales; Radiomycetaceae
Exons: 6
Coding region: 172-1641 (489 amino acids)
Cellular component (GO): ribonucleoprotein complex; cytosol; nucleus
Molecular function (GO): poly(U) RNA binding; poly(A) binding; mRNA 3'-UTR binding
Source: RefSeq, a predicted model, not a curated record